UACGUUCGGAUAUGGUUGAUGUGCCGGCUCAGCAGGCCGCCGGAUCCACGUUGCCAUUGGUGUUGACACGAAAGAAAGGCGACGAAGAGGAUGUCAAUUACAAUCCGUUCGAGCACCGGAAAGUGGAUCAUCCGACCUCCGACAUAGAGACCUUCGUGCAUCUGCUGAAGGGCUCACUCGGUUCGGGUAUCCUUGCCAUGCCUAUGGCCUUCAUGAAUGCCGGUCUAUGGUUCGGUUUGGUGGCCACCUUCGCUGUCGGCACCCUCUGCACCUACUGCGUACACAUACUCGUCAAAUGCGCGCACAUACUUUGCCGGCGACGUAAGAUCCCCAUGAUGGGUUUCGCCGAUGUGGCCGAGCAAGCCUUCCUCGACGGUCCGCCCGGUUUGAAUCGCUGGUCUCGUUUCAUCCGUUUCAUAGUGAAUGUUUUCCUGGUGAUCGAUUUGAUUGGCUGCUGUUGCAUUUACCUCGUAUUUGUCGGCACGAACGUGAAGGCGGUGUUGGAUGAGUACAUGGCGGAAGCGUUGAGCAUACGUGUGUGGAUUGUGAUUGUCACCUGUCCACUGCUGGUAAUGUGCCUAAUUCGCAACCUGAAAUUCUUGACACCCUUCUCGAUGUUCGCCAACGUGCUGAUGUUCGUGGGCAUUGUGAUUACAUUCAUCUAUGUGUUUGACGAUUUGCCAGCACCCGACGAACGCGAUGGCAUUGUGGCACCAGUGCAGUGGCCACUCUUCUUCGGCACUGUGAUCUUUGCGUUGGAAGGUAUUGGUGUAGUAAUGUCGCUGGAGAACGACAUGAAGAAUCCUUCGCACUUCAUCGGCUGUCCCUCGGUAUUGAACUUCGGCAUGGGUGUUGUCAUCUCGCUCUAUACGCUGGUUGGCUUCUUUGGCUACUUGAAAUAUGGCGCUGAUACACAGGGCAGCGUUACGCUGAAUCUGCCCAAGGAUGCGAUUUUGGCGCAAUCUGUGAAGCUCAUGAUUGCCACCGCUAUCUUCUUCACCUUCACGCUGCAGUUCUAUGUGCCAGUCAGCAUCAUUUGGAAGGGCAUUUCGCACAAAAUCUCUGAGGAGCGAAAGAACAUAAGCGAAUAUGCGCUGCGCAUUGCCUUGGUGGUGCUCUGUGGCGCUAUUGCUGUUGCGUUACCCAACUUGGGUCCCUUCAUUUCGCUGAUCGGCGCUGUGUGCCUUAGUACGCUCGGCAUGAUCAUACCGUCGAUCAUCGAAUUGGCUGUGUAUCGCGAGGAACCCGGCUACGGGCGCUUCAAGUGGCGCUUGUGGAAGGACAUCGGCCUGAUUAUCUUCGGCAUUGUCGGCUUCGUCACUGGCCUGUACGUGAGCAUACUCGAGUUCCAUGCCGAGUUCAGUGGCGGCCAUGUUGGAGGCCACUCCUCAUAGAUCGCACAUGGCUUAGCGUCGUGACCUGCAGUAUCACAAAAUCAUAAAAUUAAUAAUGAGCGAUAAUAAUACAUAAUGAUAUACAUACAUAUACAUACAUAUAUACAUACUUAGAUUUAGUUACGUAGUGUAGAAUUCGAAGUAAAACGAAUUAAACCAAUUGCAACUUUAUGUUAAUGCGCGGAGACUUUGCAUAUCGGCAAGAUGAUUUUAACAAAACCAAUAUAAGCGAAAUUUUCAAGUUAACAAAUUUUCAGAAAAAAAAACGUAGCAAUAUAAGCAAAGAAAUUAACAGUAACUAUUUGCAUAACUAAGAAACAAAACAAAAAUCUUGCACAAAACCCAAAAAAAAAAAAAAACAGAACAGAGAUGAAAAUUGAACAAAUUACCGUUGAAGUUUGUAGCGAGAAUUGCAAUGGGCUAAACAGUUGAUCUACAUAUUAUGUAUAGUAAUCUAAGAUUUUUAUUUAGUUUGUAACGAAAAAUGUUUGUAUGUAGGAAUUUUAGUUUCAGUUGCCGCCGCCCAACAGCAACAGCUGGCUUGCCAACGGCGAGCGGGCGCGGCAACGGGAGAGUAGUAACCAGGUAGUCGUAAUAAUGUAGUAUUUUUUGUUCCUUCGCCGGCCGCGUCCGACUGUGCCCGGCUGGCGAACUGCAAUUGGUCUGUGAAGCUUUGUUUUUUCUUUUGUGUCUGCAAAGAAACAAAGAAUUUAUUAUUAUUUCAAUUAAUACUAAUUUACUAAACAUUUUUUUUUUUUACCGAAGUAUUCACUUUGUGUGGUUAACAUGGCUGUUAGCGCAGAUUACCGAUUACAGAUAGUCUGUGAAAAUAUUUUAAAGUAAAAUUAAUGGAAAUGGAAGAAUGCUUUAAUUUAUGAAGUACCCAAUAAUUGUAGCCGGAAUUGUGACUAUGCAGUGACGUCCUUAAAGUUUAUUUCAUACAUACAUACAUACAUACUUAAUUAUUUGAUGGCUACCCUGCAAACCUAGUAGGGAAAUCUUAAAGAAUAAAAAAAAAAAAAAAAAUAGGUGUCUGAAAUGAAAUGUAGUUUGAUACUUUUCAAAAUUUCGGAGGAAAAUUGGUAAAGUAAUGAUAAUAGUGCUGCGCUGGGAAGAAUUCUUUCAGAAAUCGUACAGAAAUUUCUUUUCGAUUUUCUUUGAAAAUUCGUAAGCAAAUCGUUACAGAAUUCGUAAGACAUUUCUGAUACUCUUAAAUAUUUCGCUAAGAUUUCGGAAACUUUGGUUUGCGGGGUAAUUUCGCUGCUUUUAGUUCAACAUAGAGACGUUUUGCUUUUAGUUUUGAAUAUGAAAAAAAAAACAAAAACUUUACUCGUAUUUGUCAGUUAUAAGCAUAGAAAGUGGUUUCGUAAACGAAUGAAUUUAUUGUAUUUUGCCUUCGACGCGUUUGACGCCAGCGAGUAGCGAGCAGCGAGCAGCAAACGUGGCCACAUGACAAAUUUACUAACUUAUUUUAAAGUAUCUAUUGUACUACUACAUAAAUAUUGAUUGUUGCAAAUGUUCCUAACACUAACACACACACACUUGUGUUGUUAAUAUUUUAAAAUAAGUCAUUCAGGGUUUUCGCAAAGUUACAACACAUUCUCACCACUUAACACACACGCACACAUAUAAACAUACAAAAGUAUAUGCGCGUGUAUACAGCAUUGGCAAAAAGUAAGGGUUAAGUUCAAGAUACAACAAC
Molecule: messenger RNA, 3096 nt
Organism: Rhagoletis zephyria (snowberry fruit fly)
Lineage: Eukaryota; Metazoa; Arthropoda; Insecta; Diptera; Tephritidae
Product: proton-coupled amino acid transporter-like protein CG1139
Biological process (GO): amino acid transmembrane transport
Cellular component (GO): vacuolar membrane
Molecular function (GO): L-amino acid transmembrane transporter activity
Source: RefSeq, a predicted model, not a curated record